This is a messenger RNA of Apis dorsata (giant honeybee), 1635 nucleotides long. RefSeq names its product serine--tRNA ligase, cytoplasmic (gene SerRS). The record is from RefSeq and is a predicted model, not a curated record. The coding region runs from base 138 to 1625 and encodes 495 amino acids. The transcript has 5 exons. Lineage: Eukaryota; Metazoa; Arthropoda; Insecta; Hymenoptera; Apidae. Gene Ontology annotation, cellular component: cytosol. Gene Ontology annotation, molecular function: ATP binding; tRNA binding; serine-tRNA ligase activity. Gene Ontology annotation, biological process: seryl-tRNA aminoacylation.
GCACCAGUUACCAGUGUCAGAACACGAAAUACGAGUAGUGAGCGGUGUUGAGUUGGAGCAUGUGUGUCUUUAUUGACGUAUCUGAUUGAAUCCACGUGUAAUUUAAUAGGAAUAGGAUUUUGACAUUAUUAAUUAUCAUGGUGUUAGAUUUAGAUUUAUUUCGAAAAGAUAAAGGUUUCGAUCCUGAUAAAAUAAGAGAAAACCAAAAAAAUCGUUUUAAAGAUGUAAAUUUAGUCGACACAGUGAUUGAGAAAGAUAAAAUUUGGCGUCAGCUGCGACAUAAAGCUGAUAAUUUAAAUAAAUUAAAAAAUGUAUGUAGUAAAGAAAUUGGAGAGAAAAUGAAAAAAAAAGAAGCAGUAGACGGUGACGAUACUGUCUCAAAAGAUAUUCUUGAAAAUCUGGAAAAUUUGAUCCCUAAUAACCUGAAAUCGCUAACAGUUGCACAAAUUAAGACUGUUCGUAGUUUUAUCGAUGAUGCUAUUCGAACUAAUGAUAAAAACUUAAUUUUAAUUGAGUUUGAAAGAAAUCACGCACUUAAGGAAAUAGGAAAUAUUUUACAUGAAUCUGUACCAAUUAGUAAUGAUGAAGAAGAAAAUAAAGUCGAGAGAACAUAUGGAGAUUGUAUGCAAAAAAAAAAAUACUCUCAUGUUGAUUUAAUACAUAUGAUUGAUGGUAUAGAUGGAGAACGUGGUACUACUGUUUCAGGGGGGCGUGGUUAUUUUUUAAUAGGACCAGCAGUUUUUCUGCAACAUGCAUUAAUUCAAUUAGCUCUUAGAAAAUUAUAUAUAAAUGGUUACAAACCACUUUAUACGCCAUUCUUUAUGCGUAAGGAUGUUAUGCAAGAAGUAGCACAAUUAUCUCAAUUUGACGAAGAAUUAUAUAAAGUAAUUGGUAAAGGUAGUGAACGCAAUGAAGAUAAAGAAAUUGAAGAAAAAUAUCUGAUUGCUACUUCUGAACAACCAAUAGCUGCAUUUCAUAGAAAUGAAUGGAUUCCUGAAAAUAUUUUACCAAUUAAAUAUGCAGGAUUAUCCACAUGUUUUAGACAAGAAGUUGGAUCUCAUGGACGUGAUACGAGAGGCAUUUUUAGAGUUCAUCAAUUCGAAAAAGUGGAGCAAUUCUGUUUAACAUCACCAUAUGAUAAUAAAUCUUGGCAAAUGAUGGAAGAAAUGAUUUCAAAUGCAGAAGAAUUUUAUAAAUCAUUGGAAAUUCCUUAUCGUAUAGUAAACAUAGUAUCAGGUGCAUUAAACAAUGCUGCUUCAAAGAAAUUAGAUUUAGAAGCAUGGUUUCCAGGAUCAAAUGCUUUUCGCGAACUCGUCUCAUGCAGUAAUUGUUUAGAUUAUCAAGCAAGACGUUUAUUAGUCAGAUAUGGCCAAACUAAAAAAAUGAAUGCUAAUACAGAUUAUGUUCAUAUGUUAAAUGCAACAAUGUGUGCGGUUACUCGUGUUAUAUGUGCGAUUUUGGAAGUACAUCAAACUGAUACUGGUAUCAAAGUUCCAAAGGUUCUUGCACAGUUUAUGCCAAUGGAAUAUGAAAAUGAAAUUCCAUUUGUUAAAUCAGCUCCUAUUGACGAAACAGAAUUAAAAAAACAAAAAAGACAAAAAGAACGGAAAGAUGUCACCUUUUAAUUUCUUUAAA